Ananas comosus (pineapple) is the source of this 1764-nucleotide messenger RNA. Its product is annotated as probable serine/threonine-protein kinase PBL7. Gene Ontology annotation, molecular function: ATP binding; protein kinase activity. The record is from RefSeq and is a predicted model, not a curated record. The transcript has 6 exons. Gene Ontology annotation, biological process: protein phosphorylation. The coding region runs from base 80 to 1441 and encodes 453 amino acids. NCBI's taxonomy places the organism in Eukaryota, Viridiplantae, Streptophyta, Magnoliopsida, Poales, Bromeliaceae.
UAACAACUCUCUCACUCUCUUAUCCCUACUUCCUUAUAUAUAUCCUAACUCAUCUAUUUCUACUUCUCUUGCAAGGGAGAUGGAAGAUAGCCUCUUUACUCCCCCACCUCCUUCAUUGAUGCACCAGUAUCAUGACAGCCACCACGACCGUGAGUACGCGAAUCGCGACACCUACCGAGGAUUGUUCGCCUCCAACUUGGUGCUUCUGAUCGUACUGCCAUUACUCGUGCUCGCCUCGCUCGCCGUCAUCGCCUUCGUAGUCCUGCGAGUUUGUCGCAGGGGGAGUAAGCCUGAGAAUAUCAGCAGUAACAACAUCAGCAGCUACAACAGCAGCUUCCGAAAGCCCAGUUUCGGCACGAACCCGCUGUCGAAGUGUGGCAGUGAUCUGGACGCCAAAGUAUUCAUCAACAGCCCUGAUGUUGGUAGCUGUAUAUAUGGUGGUAAGUUGGGGUUUACUGCGAUGCAAGUUCGGAAUAACAAGAGACUGGGGCAAGUGUUCACCUACAAGGAGCUUGAGGCGGCCACUGAUGGGUUCAGUGAGAGCAAUGUGAUUGGUAAUGGGGGGUUCGGCGUCGUGUUUCGAGGCCGGUUGAGCGACGGCACCGUCGCGGCCAUCAAGAAGCUGCACAAGGAAGGGAAGCAAGGGGAGAGAGAGUUCCGGACAGAGGUCGAUCUUUUAAGCCGAUUGAACUCUCAUCACUUGGUAGGAUUAGUAGGCUACUGCGCGGAUCAAAACCACCGUCUGCUCGUGUUUGAGUUCAUGAGCAACGGAAGCCUGCAACAACAUCUGCACACCAGCUCAAAGGAGCAAAACUACCGACCGCUCGACUGGCGAACCAGGCUGCGAAUAGCAUUAGAUUGCGCUCGAGGACUCGAAUUCCUACAUGAGCAAACGGCCCCCGCAGUUAUCCAUAGGGACUUCAAAUGCAGUAAUAUCUUGUUAGACCAUAACUACCGAGCCAAAAUCUCCGAUUUCGGUAUGGCCAAGAUUGGGUCAGAUAAACUCAAUGGCCAAGUCCUCACAAGGGUACUUGGGACUACCGGAUAUCUCGCGCCAGAGUAUGCAUCGACGGGGAGAUUGACGACAAAGUCAGAUGUUUAUAGCUACGGAGUGGUGCUUCUCGAGCUGCUGACCGGUCGGUCACCGGUUGAGACAAGGCGGCCUCCAGGGGAACAUGUUCUAGUCUCAUGGGCCCUUCCGCGACUUACUAACCGUGGGAAAGUUGUGGAAAUGGUGGAUCCUACACUGAAAGGCCAAUUCUCGACGAAAGAUCUAAUUCAGGUUGCGGCAAUCGCUGCUGUGUGUGUGCAGUCAGAAGCUGACUACCGACCGCUUAUGACCGAUGUCGUCCAGUCUCUAAUCCCUUUGGUUAAGAACAAGGGCGCAUUUUCUUGCCCUACGACUCCUCCCAAGUUUCCGCAGAAUAUGUUAGAGCCAUGAGGUAUGCAAGAAUUGCGCGAAAGAGUGUUGGAAAAAGUUUCUCGCAGAUCGGAGUGCAGGAAACAGGAGUGGUUUUUAUUCAGAGGAACAAUCUAUCUACUUCAAUUUUUUUUUCUUUUUUCUUUUUUUCUUUUUUUCCCUGUGUAAAGCAACUUAUCUUUGUAAUAUGCUAUAUGGGAGGGUGUUGUACAUUGAAUUGAAUGGGCCCUAAUAUGAUGACACCACAUCAUUUGUAGGAACAAUAAAUGUCAAUUAUGUUUGCUACUGGUAAAGUAAAUGCCAUGUGGUCAAGAAAUGGGAUAAAUUUUCUUAUUAUCAUUGUA